Molecule: messenger RNA, 1170 nt
Organism: Talaromyces atroroseus
Lineage: Eukaryota; Fungi; Ascomycota; Eurotiomycetes; Eurotiales; Trichocomaceae
Exons: 4
Coding region: 1-1170 (389 amino acids)
Source: RefSeq, a predicted model, not a curated record
AUGGCAGGAACUACACACAGCUGGCCUUCCGGAAUAUCACCGCCGUUGAUGUACGACAAUGAUCUCAAUCAUGGAGGCCUCAUUGUUGUUAUCACAGUGUUUUGCUUGACUAUGACCUUGUUCGGACUGACAUUCAGGUUCUAUGCCUGGCGUGUCAGAAGCAAGAUUAGCAACAAUGACAUCUUUCUCGGUAUAACAACGAUUAUUUCGUGGGUGCAGAUGUCACUCGUCAUUUACCAAGCCCACCUUGGUUGGGGCAAGGCUGAAGCUCUAAUGGGGGGGCUCAACAUAUCACAGCCUCUAUAUAAGGCAAGAUACUCAGAACAUCCUUUGUGUUGUAUGUCUGGACUAACUCCCAUGAUCUUGUGGAUCGGGUACGCGGCCGAUUUGUUAUAUAUUCUCAUUCUCGGCCUCUCUCGCAUUACGGGCAUGGUAUUUUUCCAUGACAUUUUCAAUCUUCAUUCGAGCAAGACCAUUUACAGCAGCAUGGGAAUCAGUUUAUUUGGCACAGUGGCAUCUCUGAUACUCGGUGCCUUACGAUGUGACCGCCGAGCACCAUGGCAGGAUAUCUCGUCAGAGUGCAACUCGCUGCUGAGACACUGGAUAGGGAUUACAGCAGUUGACAUAUUCAGCGAGAUCGUUGUGCUGAUUUACCCUAUUCAUAUACUAAAUCGACUGUACAUGCCCGCUGCCAAAAAGGCUCUACUGUCGGCGGUCUUCGAGGCGCGAAUUAUAUUGAUACCGCUUUCCGUCAUCCAUUUGCUAUACGUGCGCAACCAAGUCGACUCCCCAGAUCCAUCGCUGGCCGGAACGUAUGGCACUCUCACGGCCGAGAUCCACCUCACAGUCAGUCUUCUUGUACACGUAUCGUCGUCGCUCAAGCCAUUCCUCGCCGUGUUCGAAGAUGAAAAUGGGCUUGCAUAUACCGAGAGUGCAAUUGAAUUGACGGAGCGAGGUGGAAGUGGUUCCACAUUUGGAAGAUGGCAGCAAACCAACCACCAUGUGCGGCGGUAUCGCUCCACGAGGAACGCACUUGGCCAUAAAAACGCGUGGCAUCAUGGAAUACUCGCCGUCAAGGGCACGCAGGCUCGAAAACGCGGGCAUGGCGAGAACAGCACUGCUGGCCUUCGCCGGCCUGAGUCGGAGAGCCCGCAUCCUUCCGGGCGUUGA